Cydia fagiglandana is the source of this 1230-nucleotide messenger RNA. It is a transcript of the gene Dim1, whose product is annotated as thioredoxin-like protein 4A. NCBI's taxonomy places the organism in Eukaryota, Metazoa, Arthropoda, Insecta, Lepidoptera, Tortricidae. The record is from RefSeq and is a predicted model, not a curated record. The transcript is spliced from 3 exons. Gene Ontology annotation, biological process: mRNA splicing, via spliceosome. Gene Ontology annotation, cellular component: spliceosomal complex; U5 snRNP; U4/U6 x U5 tri-snRNP complex. Bases 509 to 937 code for a protein of 142 amino acids.
UAUUAUGGGAACAACAACCCCGUAAUCUCGAAAAAAUAAUUGACGCUCCCAUACAAAAUAGAUAUCAACAUAACCAACCAAAAUGUAUGAAACAGGUAAAAAUUUUUUGGUAGGAGAUUUUAUAGGUAUAGGAUACGUUUCAAAUCGAAUCAUUAUUCCUACGUAUAGCGAGUACGGAUUUAUUAAAUUAUGCGAAUAUUUUGUAUCUUAAAUUAAAUCAAAUUUAUUUUAAAACUAAAUAAAAGGUAUUGAAGUAUUUUAUAAUAACUUAUUUUUGUUAUAGGUUCAGGAAAGCAUCCUUAAGUGUUAGUCUUAAGUAUGGCAUCAUUUUUUAAGGCAGGUAUCCCUAAAUUUGACACAUGUCACAUCCAUAAUUUGACAUUUCUUUCAGUUUCGCGUUUCCUACACUAUUUCACAUUUCACUUCGUUUCGUAUUAGAUUUGGUUGACGCCAGGUGCUUCGACGCUGUUUAUUUAUUUUUCGUGCUAGCUUUUUACCAUUAACCAAGAUGAGUUACAUGCUGGGGCAUCUCCACAACGGCUGGCAAGUGGACCAAGCUAUUUUGUCCGAGGAGGACCGAGUUGUGGUGAUUCGUUUCGGCCACGACUGGGACCCGACAUGCAUGAAGAUGGACGAGGUGCUGUACAGUAUCGCAGAGAAGGUCAAGAACUUUGCUGUUAUAUACCUCGUGGACAUCACUGAAGUCCCUGAUUUCAACAAAAUGUACGAGCUGUACGACCCCUGCACGGUGAUGUUCUUCUUCCGCAACAAGCACAUCAUGAUCGACCUGGGCACCGGCAACAACAACAAGAUCAACUGGCCGCUGGAGGACAAGCAGGAGAUGGUGGACAUUCUGGAGACCGUGUACCGGGGAGCGCGCAAGGGCAGAGGUCUAGUGGUUUCUCCUAAGGAUUACUCUACUAAGUACCGCUACUGAGCUCCCGAACUUCUUAUUUUUGUGGAAAAUUGUCUUACUGUGAAAAAACAUAGUAGCCUAAUGUAUUGCGGAAAGAGUCAUAAUAUAGGAAGAAAAGACAGGCAGAGUCAAGGGGAAUGUAUUUGUAUAGUAUACAGAUGAAAGAAAAUAUAUCCAGAUUUCUGAAUUUGUCCCUGAAUAACAUUUUCACUUUAUAGGCUGAUUCUGAAGAGUAAUAUUACGAGCAUUGUUUUAAAUGUUUGUGUGUAUAGGAGGUAAAUCUAAUAUAAAUUAAAUAUAAGGGAUUUUAGAUA